GUAAAGAUGGAGUCCAUCAGUCAGACCACUACCAUAAGACAAAAUGGUUGGAAAGUCCAUACACCUUUGGCAGGUAUAGUCCUGGAGAAGUCAGGGGAGAAGAUCACCAUUUAUCAGGCCAUGAAAAAACGUUUGCUAAAACCGGGAAUGGCAUUAGCUCUGCUUGAAGCACAAGCUGCCACGGUGGGCAUCAUAGAUCCGAUAGGCAACCGUAUAAUGCCUGUUGCAGAUGCUGUUAAAGAGGGAGUAGUUGGUCCAGAAAUGAGGGAGAAACUCCUUACUGCAGAAAAAGCUAUUAGUGGGUAUGUAGACCCCUACACCAGUCAAAUUAUAUCUGUUUACCAGGCUAUGCAAAAAGAUGUAGUCCCCAGAGAUUAUGGUUUGAGGCUACUGGAAGCACAGAUAGCCACCAAGGGUAUCUUUGACCCUGUGGAGAAGACAAGCAUCUCAAUUGAUACUGCGAUCCAAAAGGGCCUUUAUGAAAAGACUUUGCUCAGUGACCAGAUGUCAGAGCUGAAAGUGUUUUACAACCCAAGCACACAAGAAAAUCUUAACUACCAAAACCUUCUGGAAACAUGCACUGUGGAGCCAGACACUGGCCUGUUGCUUCUUCCUGUCUGCAUUGCUUUCAAAGGUCUGCGCAAAGGCAUUUCCUCCAGUGAACUAUUUCAGUCAAAGAUUAUUGACAAAGAAACCUAUGAAGACUUGCAAAAGGGAAAGACCACAACGCAGGAUGUGAUGUUGAUGGAAACAGUGAAAGAAUACCUGGAAGGCAAAGGCAGUAUAGCAGGCAUUGCUGAUCUCUCAACCAAUCAGAGAAUGAGCAUUUAUCAAGCCAUGAAGCAAGGGAUACUGAUGCCGGGUACGGCUCUCAUUCUCCUGGAAGCACAAGCAGCAACUGGGUUUAUAAUUGAUCCUGUAGAAAACAAAAAGUACACAGUGGAUGAAGCUAUUAAGCACAAACUUGUUGGCCCAGAAUUUCAUUUAAAGCUGCUUUCUGCUGAGCGAGCAGUGACCGGAUACAAAGAUCCAUAUUCAGGAGGGACUAUAUCCCUAUUUCAAGCAAUGUCGAAAGACCUUAUCGUCAAGGAACAUGGGAUCCGCCUACUGGAGGCACAAAUUGCCACAGGUGGAAUAAUUGAUCCGAUCAACAGCCACAGGCUUCCCACACAAGUGGCCUUCAAGAGAGGCUAUUUUGAUGCAGAAAUGAAAAAGAUACUGGAAGAUGAAGGAGAUGAUACAAAAGGCUUUUUUGACCCAAACACAGAAGAGAAUCUAACGUACCUUCAGCUGAUUGAAAGGUGUGUCACCGAUCCUCGAACAGAAUUGUGCCUUCUUCCUGUACAUGAUAAAUCAGGCAAAUUGAAUUCUAUCUUCAUUGACUACAAAACAAAAACAGUCUUCAAAGCCGAGAAGGUCAAAGUAAAAUUUGGGAAGUACAUGGGAAUGACAGUGUCUUUGUGGGAACUACUGAUGUCAGAAUACUUCAAUGAACACCAGAGGGAAGAUAUGUUUCAGAAAUACAGGGAAGGUAAGUUAAAUAUCGAUACAAUCAUUAAGAUGGUUCUGGAAACCAUAGAAACAUCUGUAAAAACAACAAAAAUGGUCUUUGAGGGCAUUAGGGAAACUGUCACAGCCAAGCAGCUUGUUGAAGCAGAUAUCAUCAGUGAGGACAUGCUGGAGGAUCUGGAAAAGGGAAAAAAGUCAGUAAAGGAGAUAAUAGAGGAUGAAAAUGUAAAUGUUUAUUUACAGGGAAAAGACAGCAUUGCAGGUAUUUUGCUUCCAGAUUCCCAAAUCAUGACUAUCUACCAAGCAAGACAAAAAGCAAAGCUGAUGCCGGGAACUGCUCUGAUUCUACUGGAGGCACAAGCAGCAACUGGGUUCAUUAUUGACCCUAUUGGAAACAGGAAGUUUUCAGUGGAUGAUGCUGUCAAAGCUAAAAUUGUGGGACCUGAUGUCUGUCAGAAGCUGCGCUCAGCAGAGAGGGCAGUCACUGGGUAUAAAGAUCCACAUGAUGGAAAAAUAAUCUCUUUGUUCCAAGCAAUGCAAAAGGACCUGAUCCUAAAAGACCAUGGAAUUCGGCUUCUGGAGGCACAGAUUGCCACCGGUGGUAUCAUUGACCCAGUGAACAGCCACCGCAUCCCUGUGCAUGUAGCCUACAAGAGGGGAUACUUCAAUGAGGAGAUGAAUCAGAUUCUGAGUGAUCAAAGUGAUGACACCAAGGGUUUCUUUGACCCCAAUACCCAUGAGAACCUGACAUACCUGCAGCUGAUGGCCAGGUGUGUCAAAGAUCCCAGUACAGGCCUGCGCCUCUUACCUCUGAAAAGCAAGGGCAGCCAAAUCAAUAUUGAUGACAACAUGAGGGAACUUUUCCAAAGGACAACAAUUAAUGUCAAGUACGGCAGAUUCAAGGGCAGCACAACUCUGUGGGAAGCAAUUAAUUCAGAAUAUCUUUCUGAGGACAGACGACAGGAGUAUUUCAAAAAUUUCAGAUAUAGGAAAAUCACCAUAGAGCAACUGACAGUGAUCAUUUUAGAGAUCAUUGAGAGUAAGGAGAUAAAGCAGCAACCAGAGCUAAACUUUAAAGGUCUCAGAGGAGAGGUCUCUGUUGUGGAUCUUUUGGAUCUUAAAAUUGUGGAUGAUAAAACAUACAACAAUUUAAUUGCUGGAAAGGUGUCAAGUACUGAUGUAAUGAAGAUGGAAGGUGUAAGAGCCUACCUGGAAGGGACAAGCUGUGUUGCUGGACUGAUACUGCAACCCUCCAAUCAGAAACUAAGCAUCUAUGAGGCACAGAAAACAGGCAUCCUCACUCCAGGCACUGCCCUUUGUCUCCUUGAAGCACAGGCUGCUACAGGAUUCAUUGUUGAUCCUCUAAAAAACCAAAAACUUACAGUGGAAGAAGCACUAAGAGAAAAAGUAAUUGGUCCACAAAUGUACGAAAAGCUUUUGUCUGCAGAGAGGGCUGUCACCGGUUACAAAGACCCAUACACAGGUCAAAAGAUCUCACUAUUCCAAGCCUUGAAAAAUGAUCUUAUUGUCAAGCAGCAUGGUAUUCGUUUACUUGAGGCCCAAAUUGCCACUGGUGGCAUCAUUGACCCAUUAAAGUGCCUUCAUUUACCUCUAGAGGUUGCAUACAGGAAAGGUUACUUUGAUGCAGAACUCAAUCAAAUCUUAACUGACCCCACUGAUGACACAAAGGGCUUUUUUGACCCAAAGACUCAAGAAAACCUGACAUACAUGGAAAUGUUGAGCAGAUGUGUGAAAGAUAAAGAAACUGGACUCCUUCUCCUGCCACUCAAUGACACACCAAAGACAACAACAAAAACAGACAAAACAUACAGUGAAGCAGAAAUAAGGCAAGAGCUUGAAACAACAUUUGUAAGCGUAAGUGUUGGACGGUUUUCAGGAAAAUCGGUUUCUCUCUGGGACUUGAUUCACUCUUGUUACUUUACUGAAGAUCAGCAACUGGAAUUCAUUGAAAAAGUGAAAUUAAGGCAGAUCAGCAUCCAAAUAAUAAUCACGUUAGUACUUUCCAGAAUUGAGAAACUGGAGAGUGAAACCCCUAAAGUGACAAUGGGAAUAAGAAAGGAAGUCUCUGCACAACAACUACUAGAUUCUGAUAUUAUUGACACAGCCACGUUCACACAGGUUCAGGUGGGAAAGCUCAACUUUGAUGAAGUAAGCCAAAAAGAAUCUGUAAAAACGUACCUUAGGGGAACUGAAGGCAUCGCUGGAAUCAAAAUGUAUCCAACCCAGAAUGUAAUGAGCAUUUAUGAAGCAAAACAGAAGGACCUUUUGACUCCUGGCAUUGCCCUUGUACUGCUUAAAGCACAAUCUGCAACAGGAUGGCUGAUUGAUCCUGUAAACCAUAAGUUCUGUUCAGUUGAUGAUGCUGCUAAAGAAAAGGUUAUUGGACCAGAUGUCCAUGAGCAACUACUUUCAGCUGAGCGUGCCGUCACUGGCUUUAAAGAUCCUUACACAGAUGUAACUAUAUCCCUAUUUGAAGCCAUGAAAGAAAGACUGAUUGAAAGAAGUGAAGGCCUCUGUCUUCUUGAUGCACAGAUAGCAACUGGAGGAAUUAUUGACCCAAAUCAAAGCCACAGGCUACCUCCUCAUGUUGCUAUCAAAAAAGGAUACAUUGAUGAAGAAACUCACAAAAUUCUGCUAAACCCAACAGAUGAUACAAAGGGUUUCUACGACCCAAAUACCAAUGAAAAUGUAUCCUACCUUCAGCUGAUGAAUCGAUGUGAAAGAGAUUCCAAAACUGGGCUACUUCUCCUGUCUCUGCAUAAAGAAGAGUCCAAGGUGUUUCACACCGAUGAGCAGGUGGAGCUAGCCUUCAAAAACAAAAUAAUUUCCCUGGAUGUGGGAAAAUUUAAGAACAAACAAGUAACAGCGUGGGAGUUGUUGCUUUCUGAAUACAUCUCAAAAGAAAAAAGGGACCAGCUAAUAAAACAGCACAAAACAGGAGCUUUGAAAUUGGACGAAAUCACUGAAAUCCUCACAGUUAUCAUCACAGAACUGUCAUCUAAAGAAAGAAAGUUCAAAGGGCUAAGAAAGCAGGUCUCGGCAAGUGAGCUGUUUGAAUCAAAGAUUAUCUCGAAAGAGCUUUUUGGCCAAAUUAUACAGGGCACAGUAAGCGAGGAAAAUGUGACAAAAAUGGAGUCCAUUCAGAAGUAUCUAGGAGCUACAAACUGUAUAGCGGGUGUCAGAGUUGAAUCUACAAAGAUGGUUAUGAGCAUUUACGAAGCUAAAAGCCGAGGUCUGCUGACUCCUGGUACCUCUCUGGUUCUGUUGGAAGCCCAAGCUGCCACUGGGUUUGUCAUUGACCCAGUAAACAACAAGAAACUUUCUGUAGACGAAGCUGUAGCUCAAGGAGUGGUUGGCAAAGAGUGGAAGGAAAAACUCCUUUCAGCAGAAAGAGCAGUUACAGGAUACAAAGAUCCCUACACUGGAAACACAAUUUCGUUGUUCCAGGCCUUGAAGAAAGAUCUAAUUGUAAAGGAUCACGGAAUCCGUCUCCUUGAAGCACAAAUUGCAACAGGAGGAAUCAUUGAUCCGGUUCACAGUCACAGAGUGCCGGUACAAGUGGCAUACCAAAGAGGUUAUUUUGAUGAAGAAAUGAACCAGAUUUUAUCUGAUCCAGAUGAUGACACCAAGGGUUUCUUUGACCCCAACACCAAGGAGAACCUUACCUACCUGCAGCUGAUUGAAAGGUGCAUUACCGAUCCUGUCACAGGUCUCAGUCUAUUGGUCAUUGUGAAGAAGGGAGAGUUCUACUUCUUUGUCGAUGAGGCCACAAAGCUUAUUCUGAAGUCUACAACAACAACCAAAGCUGGAGGGAAAUACAAAGGGACCACAGUUUCUCUGUGGGAUUUGCUAUACUCCAAAUUCAUCACCGAACAAAAGAGGAGAGACCUUGUGCAACAGUUCAAAGCUGGAACACUCACCAUCGAACAUUUCAUGGAAAUUAUCUUGACCAUCAUUCAGCAGCAAACCACAACAUCGUCAACAACAACAAAAACUGUCAGCACAACUAUCACAGAGACCACUGAAGACAAAAUGUUCAAGGGAAUCAGAAAAGAUGUUACUGUAUCAGAGCUAGUUAAAUCAAAAAUCAUUGAUGAGAAACUCUGCAAGGAUAUUAGUGCUGGAAAGGUCACAGUGGCUGAAGUCAGUGAAAUGGACUCGGUGCGUAAGUACCUUGAAGGAACCAACAGCAUUGCAGGAGUGUACAUCCAGUCCACCAAGGAGACGCUGAGCAUCCAUCAAGCCAAAAGCCGAGGUCUACUGACUCCUGGCACAUCUCUGGUUCUGCUGGAAGCCCAAGCUGCCACUGGAUUUGUCAUUGACCCAGUAAACAACAAGAAACUUUCUGUAGACGAAGCUGUAGCUCAAGGAGUGGUUGGCAAAGAGUGGAAGGAAAAACUCCUUUCAGCAGAAAGAGCAGUUACAGGAUACAAAGAUCCCUACACUGGAAACACAAUUUCGUUGUUCCAGGCCUUGAAGAAAGAUCUAAUUGUAAAGGAUCACGGAAUCCGUCUCCUUGAAGCACAAAUUGCAACAGGAGGAAUCAUUGAUCCGGUUCACAGUCACAGAGUGCCGGUACAAGUGGCAUACCAAAGAGGUUAUUUUGAUGAAGAAAUGAACCAGAUUUUAUCUGAUCCAGAUGAUGACACCAAGGGUUUCUUUGACCCCAACACCAAGGAGAACCUUACCUACCUGCAGCUGAUUGAAAGGUGCAUUACCGAUCCUGUCACAGGUCUCAGUCUAUUGGUCAUUGUGAAGAAGGGAGAGUUCUACUUCUUUGUCGAUGAGGCCACAAAGCUUAUUCUGAAGUCUACAACAACAACCAAAGCUGGAGGGAAAUACAAAGGGACCACAGUUUCUCUGUGGGAUUUGCUAUACUCCAAAUUCAUCACCGAACAAAAGAGGAGAGACCUUGUGCAACAGUUCAAAGCUGGAACACUCACCAUCGAACAUUUCAUGGAAAUUAUCUUGACCAUCAUUCAGCAGCAAACCACAACAUCGUCAACAACAACAAAAACUGUCAGCACAACUAUCACAGAGACCACUGAAGACAAAAUGUUCAAGGGAAUCAGAAAAGAUGUUACUGUAUCAGAGCUAGUUAAAUCAAAAAUCAUUGAUGAGAAACUCUGCAAGGAUAUUAGUGCUGGAAAGGUCACAGUGGCUGAAGUCAGUGAAAUGGACUCGGUGCGUAAGUACCUUGAAGGAACCAACAGCAUUGCAGGAGUGUACAUCCAGUCCACCAAGGAGACGCUGAGCAUCCAUCAAGCCAAAAGCCGAGGUCUACUGACUCCUGGCACAUCUCUGGUUCUGCUGGAAGCCCAAGCUGCCACUGGGUUUGUCAUUGACCCAGUAAACAACAAGAAACUUUCUGUAGACGAAGCUGUAGCUCAAGGAGUGGUUGGCAAAGAGUGGAAGGAAAAACUCCUUUCAGCAGAAAGAGCAGUUACAGGAUACAAAGAUCCCUACACUGGAAACACAAUUUCGUUGUUCCAGGCCUUGAAGAAAGAUCUAAUUGUAAAGGAUCACGGAAUCCGUCUCCUUGAAGCACAAAUUGCAACAGGAGGAAUCAUUGAUCCGGUUCACAGUCACAGAGUGCCGGUACAAGUGGCAUACCAAAGAGGUUAUUUUGAUGAAGAAAUGAACCAGAUUUUAUCUGAUCCAGAUGAUGACACCAAGGGUUUCUUUGACCCCAACACCAAGGAGAACCUUACCUACCUGCAGCUGAUUGAAAGGUGCAUUACCGAUCCUGUCACAGGUCUCAGUCUAUUGGUCAUUGUGAAGAAGGGAGAGUUCUACUUCUUUGUCGAUGAGGCCACAAAGCUUAUUCUGAAGUCUACAACAACAACCAAAGCUGGAGGGAAAUACAAAGGGACCACAGUUUCUCUGUGGGAUUUGCUAUACUCCAAAUUCAUCACCGAACAAAAGAGGAGAGACCUUGUGCAACAGUUCAAAGCUGGAACACUCACCAUCGAACAUUUCAUGGAAAUUAUCUUGACCAUCAUUCAGCAGCAAACCACAACAUCGUCAACAACAACAAAAACUGUCAGCACAACUAUCACAGAGACCACUGAAGACAAAAUGUUCAAGGGAAUCAGAAAAGAUGUUACUGUAUCAGAGCUAGUUAAAUCAAAAAUCAUUGAUGAGAAACUCUGCAAGGAUAUUAGUGCUGGAAAGGUCACAGUGGCUGAAGUCAGUGAAAUGGACUCGGUGCGUAAGUACCUUGAAGGAACCAACAGCAUUGCAGGAGUGUACAUCCAGUCCACCAAGGAGACGCUGAGCAUCCAUCAAGCCAAAAGCCGAGGUCUACUGACUCCUGGCACAUCUCUGGUUCUGCUGGAAGCCCAAGCUGCCACUGGGUUUGUCAUUGACCCAGUAAACAACAAGAAACUUUCUGUAGACGAAGCUGUAGCUCAAGGAGUGGUUGGCAAAGAGUGGAAGGAAAAACUCCUUUCAGCAGAAAGAGCAGUUACAGGAUACAAAGAUCCCUACACUGGAAACACAAUUUCGUUGUUCCAGGCCUUGAAGAAAGAUCUAAUUGUAAAGGAUCACGGAAUCCGUCUCCUUGAAGCACAAAUUGCAACAGGAGGAAUCAUUGAUCCGGUUCACAGUCACAGAGUGCCGGUACAAGUGGCAUACCAAAGAGGUUAUUUUGAUGAAGAAAUGAACCAGAUUUUAUCUGAUCCAGAUGAUGACACCAAGGGUUUCUUUGACCCCAACACCAAGGAGAACCUUACCUACCUGCAGCUGAUUGAAAGGUGCAUUACCGAUCCUGUCACAGGUCUCAGUCUAUUGGUCAUUGUGAAGAAGGGAGAGUUCUACUUCUUUGUCGAUGAGGCCACAAAGCUUAUUCUGAAGUCUACAAAAACAACCAAAGCUGGAGGGAAAUACAAAGGGACCACAGUUUCUCUGUGGGAUUUGCUAUACUCCAAAUUCAUCACCGAACAAAAGAGGAGAGACCUUGUGCAACAGUUCAAAGCUGGAACACUCACCAUCGAACAUUUCAUGGAAAUUAUCUUGACCAUCAUUCAGCAGCAAACCACAACAUCGUCAACAACAACAAAAACUGUCAGCACAACUAUCACAGAGACCACUGAAGACAAAAUGUUCAAGGGAAUCAGAAAAGAUGUUACUGUAUCAGAGCUAGUUAAAUCAAAAAUCAUUGAUGAGAAACUCUGCAAGGAUAUUAGUGCUGGAAAGGUCACAGUGGCUGAAGUCAGUGAAAUGGACUCGGUGCGUAAGUACCUUGAAGGAACCAACAGCAUUGCAGGAGUGUACAUCCAGUCCACCAAGGAGACGCUGAGCAUCCAUCAAGCCAAAAGCCGAGGUCUACUGACUCCUGGCACAUCUCUGGUUCUGCUGGAAGCCCAAGCUGCCACUGGGUUUGUCAUUGACCCAGUAAACAACAAGAAACUUUCUGUAGACGAAGCUGUAGCUCAAGGAGUGGUUGGCAAAGAGUGGAAGGAAAAACUCCUUUCAGCAGAAAGAGCAGUUACAGGAUACAAAGAUCCCUACACUGGAAACACAAUUUCGUUGUUCCAGGCCUUGAAGAAAGAUCUAAUUGUAAAGGAUCACGGAAUCCGUCUCCUUGAAGCACAAAUUGCAACAGGAGGAAUCAUUGAUCCGGUUCACAGUCACAGAGUGCCGGUACAAGUGGCAUACCAAAGAGGUUAUUUUGAUGAAGAAAUGAACCAGAUUUUAUCUGAUCCAGAUGAUGACACCAAGGGUUUCUUUGACCCCAACACCAAGGAGAACCUUACCUACCUGCAGCUGAUUGAAAGGUGCAUUACCGAUCCUGUCACAGGUCUCAGUCUAUUGGUCAUUGUGAAGAAGGGAGAGUUCUACUUCUUUGUCGAUGAGGCCACAAAGCUUAUUCUGAAGUCUACAACAACAACCAAAGCUGGAGGGAAAUACAAAGGGACCACAGUUUCUCUGUGGGAUUUGCUAUACUCCAAAUUCAUCACCGAACAAAAGAGGAGAGACCUUGUGCAACAGUUCAAAGCUGGAACACUCACCAUCGAACAUUUCAUGGAAAUUAUCUUGACCAUCAUUCAGCAGCAAACCACAACAUCGUCAACAACAACAAAAACUGUCAGCACAACUAUCACAGAGACCACUGAAGACAAAAUGUUCAAGGGAAUCAGAAAAGAUGUUACUGUAUCAGAGCUAGUUAAAUCAAAAAUCAUUGAUGAGAAACUCUGCAAGGAUAUUAGUGCUGGAAAGGUCACAGUGGCUGAAGUCAGUGAAAUGGACUCGGUGCGUAAGUACCUUGAAGGAACCAACAGCAUUGCAGGAGUGUACAUCCAGUCCACCAAGGAGACGCUGAGCAUCCAUCAAGCCAAAAGCCGAGGUCUACUGACUCCUGGCACAUCUCUGGUUCUGCUGGAAGCCCAAGCUGCCACUGGGUUUGUCAUUGACCCAGUAAACAACAAGAAACUUUCUGUAGACGAAGCUGUAGCUCAAGGAGUGGUUGGCAAAGAGUGGAAGGAAAAACUCCUUUCAGCAGAAAGAGCAGUUACAGGAUACAAAGAUCCCUACACUGGAAACACAAUUUCAUUGUUCCAGGCCUUGAAGAAAGAUCUAAUUGUAAAGGAUCACGGAAUCCGUCUCCUUGAAGCACAAAUUGCAACAGGAGGAAUCAUUGAUCCGGUUCACAGUCACAGAGUGCCGGUACAAGUGGCAUACCAAAGAGGUUUUGAUGAAGAAAUGAACCAGAUUUUAUCUGAUCCAGAUGAUGACACCAAGGGUUUCUUUGACCCCAACACCAAGGAGAACCUUACCUACCUGCAGCUGAUUGAAAGGUGCAUUACCGAUCCUGUCACAGGUCUCAGUCUAUUGGUCAUUGUGAAGAAGGGAGAGUUCUACUUCUUUGUCGAUGAGGCCACAAAGCUUAUUCUGAAGUCUACAAAAACAACCAAAGCUGGAGGGAAAUACAAAGGGACCACAGUUUCUCUGUGGGAUUUGCUAUACUCCAAAUUCAUCACCGAACAAAAGAGGAGAGACCUUGUGCAACAGUUCAAAGCUGGAACACUCACCAUCGAACAUUUCAUGGAAAUUAUCUUGACCAUCAUUCAGCAGCAAACCACAACAUCGUCAACAACAACAAAAACUGUCAGCACAACUAUCACAGAGACCACUGAAGACAAAAUGUUCAAGGGAAUCAGAAAAGAUGUUACUGUAUCAGAGCUAGUUAAAUCAAAAAUCAUUGAUGAGAAACUCUGCAAGGAUAUUAGUGCUGGAAAGGUCACAGUGGCUGAAGUCAGUGAAAUGGACUCGGUGCGUAAGUACCUUGAAGGAACCAACAGCAUUGCAGGAGUGUACAUCCAGUCCACCAAGGAGACGCUGAGCAUCCAUCAAGCCAAAAGCCGAGGUCUACUGACUCCUGGCACAUCUCUGGUUCUGCUGGAAGCCCAAGCUGCCACUGGGUUUGUCAUUGACCCAGUAAACAACAAGAAACUUUCUGUAGACGAAGCUGUAGCUCAAGGAGUGGUUGGCAAAGAGUGGAAGGAAAAACUCCUUUCAGCAGAAAGAGCAGUUACAGGAUACAAAGAUCCCUACACUGGAAACACAAUUUCGUUGUUCCAGGCCUUGAAGAAAGAUCUAAUUGUAAAGGAUCACGGAAUCCGUCUCCUUGAAGCACAAAUUGCAACAGGAGGAAUCAUUGAUCCGGUUCACAGUCACAGAGUGCCGGUACAAGUGGCAUACCAAAGAGGUUAUUUUGAUGAAGAAAUGAACCAGAUUUUAUCUGAUCCAGAUGAUGACACCAAGGGUUUCUUUGACCCCAACACCAAGGAGAACCUUACCUACCUGCAGCUGAUUGAAAGGUGCAUUACCGAUCCUGUCACAGGUCUCAGUCUAUUGGUCAUUGUGAAGAAGGGAGAGUUCUACUUCUUUGUCGAUGAGGCCACAAAGCUUAUUCUGAAGUCUACAACAACAACCAAAGCUGGAGGGAAAUACAAAGGGACCACAGUUUCUCUGUGGGAUUUGCUAUACUCCAAAUUCAUCACCGAACAAAAGAGGAGAGACCUUGUGCAACAGUUCAAAGCUGGAACACUCACCAUCGAACAUUUCAUGGAAAUUAUCUUGACCAUCAUUCAGCAGCAAACCACAACAUCGUCAACAACAACAAAAACUGUCAGCACAACUAUCACAGAGACCACUGAAGACAAAAUGUUCAAGGGAAUCAGAAAAGAUGUUACUGUAUCAGAGCUAGUUAAAUCAAAAAUCAUUGAUGAGAAACUCUGCAAGGAUAUUAGUGCUGGAAAGGUCACAGUGGCUGAAGUCAGUGAAAUGGACUCGGUGCGUAAGUACCUUGAAGGAACCAACAGCAUUGCAGGAGUGUACAUCCAGUCCACCAAGGAGACGCUGAGCAUCCAUCAAGCCAAAAGCCGAGGUCUACUGACUCCUGGCACAUCUCUGGUUCUGCUGGAAGCCCAAGCUGCCACUGGGUUUGUCAUUGACCCAGUAAACAACAAGAAACUUUCUGUAGACGAAGCUGUAGCUCAAGGAGUGGUUGGCAAAGAGUGGAAGGAAAAACUCCUUUCAGCAGAAAGAGCAGUUACAGGAUACAAAGAUCCCUACACUGGAAACACAAUUUCAUUGUUCCAGGCCUUGAAGAAAGAUCUAAUUGUAAAGGAUCACGGAAUCCGUCUCCUUGAAGCACAAAUUGCAACAGGAGGAAUCAUUGAUCCGGUUCACAGUCACAGAGUGCCGGUACAAGUGGCAUACCAAAGAGGUUAUUUUGAUGAAGAAAUGAACCAGAUUUUAUCUGAUCCAGAUGAUGACACCAAGGGUUUCUUUGACCCCAACACCAAGGAGAACCUUACCUACCUGCAGCUGAUUGAAAGGUGCAUUACCGAUCCUGUCACAGGUCUCAGUCUAUUGGUCAUUGUGAAGAAGGGAGAGUUCUACUUCUUUGUCGAUGAGGCCACAAAGCUUAUUCUGAAGUCUACAAAAACAACCAAAGCUGGAGGGAAAUACAAAGGGACCACAGUUUCUCUGUGGGAUUUGCUAUACUCCAAAUUCAUCACCGAACAAAAGAGGAGAGACCUUGUGCAACAGUUCAAAGCUGGAACACUCACCAUCGAACAUUUCAUGGAAAUUAUCUUGACCAUCAUUCAGCAGCAAACCACAACAUCGUCAACAACAACAAAAACUGUCAGCACAACUAUCACAGAGACCACUGAAGACAAAAUGUUCAAGGGAAUCAGAAAAGAUGUUACUGUAUCAGAGCUAGUUAAAUCAAAAAUCAUUGAUGAGAAACUCUGCAAGGAUAUUAGUGCUGGAAAGGUCACAGUGGCUGAAGUCAGUGAAAUGGACUCGGUGCGUAAGUACCUUGAAGGAACCAACAGCAUUGCAGGAGUGUACAUCCAGUCCACCAAGGAGACGCUGAGCAUCCAUCAAGCCAAAAGCCGAGGUCUACUGACUCCUGGCACAUCUCUGGUUCUGCUGGAAGCCCAAGCUGCCACUGGGUUUGUCAUUGACCCAGUAAACAACAAGAAACUUUCUGUAGACGAAGCUGUAGCUCAAGGAGUGGUUGGCAAAGAGUGGAAGGAAAAACUCCUUUCAGCAGAAAGAGCAGUUACAGGAUACAAAGAUCCCUACACUGGAAACACAAUUUCGUUGUUCCAGGCCUUGAAGAAAGAUCUAAUUGUAAAGGAUCACGGAAUCCGUCUCCUUGAAGCACAAAUUGCAACAGGAGGAAUCAUUGAUCCGGUUCACAGUCACAGAGUGCCGGUACAAGUGGCAUACCAAAGAGGUUAUUUUGAUGAAGAAAUGAACCAGAUUUUAUCUGAUCCAGAUGAUGACACCAAGGGUUUCUUUGACCCCAACACCAAGGAGAACCUUACCUACCUGCAGCUGAUUGAAAGGUGCAUUACCGAUCCUGUCACAGGUCUCAGUCUAUUGGUCAUUGUGAAGAAGGGAGAGUUCUACUUCUUUGUCGAUGAGGCCACAAAGCUUAUUCUGAAGUCUACAACAACAACCAAAGCUGGAGGGAAAUACAAAGGGACCACAGUUUCUCUGUGGGAUUUGCUAUACUCCAAAUUCAUCACCGAACAAAAGAGGAGAGACCUUGUGCAACAGUUCAAAGCUGGAACACUCACCAUCGAACAUUUCAUGGAAAUUAUCUUGACCAUCAUUCAGCAGCAAACCACAACAUCGUCAACAACAACAAAAACUGUCAGCACAACUAUCACAGAGACCACUGAAGACAAAAUGUUCAAGGGAAUCAGAAAAGAUGUUACUGUAUCAGAGCUAGUUAAAUCAAAAAUCAUUGAUGAGAAACUCUGCAAGGAUAUUAGUGCUGGAAAGGUCACAGUGGCUGAAGUCAGUGAAAUGGACUCGGUGCGUAAGUACCUUGAAGGAACCAACAGCAUUGCAGGAGUGUACAUCCAGUCCACCAAGGAGACGCUGAGCAUCCAUCAAGCCAAAAGCCGAGGUCUACUGACUCCUGGCACAUCUCUGGUUCUGCUGGAAGCCCAAGCUGCCACUGGGUUUGUCAUUGACCCAGUAAACAACAAGAAACUUUCUGUAGACGAAGCUGUAGCUCAAGGAGUGGUUGGCAAAGAGUGGAAGGAAAAACUCCUUUCAGCAGAAAGAGCAGUUACAGGAUACAAAGAUCCCUACACUGGAAACACAAUUUCGUUGUUCCAGGCCUUGAAGAAAGAUCUAAUUGUAAAGGAUCACGGAAUCCGUCUCCUUGAAGCACAAAUUGCAACAGGAGGAAUCAUUGAUCCGGUUCACAGUCACAGAGUGCCGGUACAAGUGGCAUACCAAAGAGGUUAUUUUGAUGAAGAAAUGAACCAGAUUUUAUCUGAUCCAGAUGAUGACACCAAGGGUUUCUUUGACCCCAACACCAAGGAGAACCUUACCUACCUGCAGCUGAUUGAAAGGUGCAUUACCGAUCCUGUCACAGGUCUCAGUCUAUUGGUCAUUGUGAAGAAGGGAGAGUUCUACUUCUUUGUCGAUGAGGCCACAAAGCUUAUUCUGAAGUCUACAACAACAACCAAAGCUGGAGGGAAAUACAAAGGGACCACAGUUUCUCUGUGGGAUUUGCUAUACUCCAAAUUCAUCACCGAACAAAAGAGGAGAGACCUUGUGCAACAGUUCAAAGCUGGAACACUCACCAUCGAACAUUUCAUGGAAAUUAUCUUGACCAUCAUUCAGCAGCAAACCACAACAUCGUCAACAACAACAAAAACUGUCAGCACAACUAUCACAGAGACCACUGAAGACAAAAUGUUCAAGGGAAUCAGAAAAGAUGUUACUGUAUCAGAGCUAGUUAAAUCAAAAAUCAUUGAUGAGAAACUCUGCAAGGAUAUUAGUGCUGGAAAGGUCACAGUGGCUGAAGUCAGUGAAAUGGACUCGGUGCGUAAGUACCUUGAAGGAACCAACAGCAUUGCAGGAGUGUACAUCCAGUCCACCAAGGAGACGCUGAGCAUCCAUCAAGCCAAAAGCCGAGGUCUACUGACUCCUGGCACAUCUCUGGUUCUGCUGGAAGCCCAAGCUGCCACUGGGUUUGUCAUUGACCCAGUAAACAACAAGAAACUUUCUGUAGACGAAGCUGUAGCUCAAGGAGUGGUUGGCAAAGAGUGGAAGGAAAAACUCCUUUCAGCAGAAAGAGCAGUUACAGGAUACAAAGAUCCCUACACUGGAAACACAAUUUCGUUGUUCCAGGCCUUGAAGAAAGAUCUAAUUGUAAAGGAUCACGGAAUCCGUCUCCUUGAAGCACAAAUUGCAACAGGAGGAAUCAUUGAUCCGGUUCACAGUCACAGAGUGCCGGUACAAGUGGCAUACCAAAGAGGUUAUUUUGAUGAAGAAAUGAACCAGAUUUUAUCUGAUCCAGAUGAUGACACCAAGGGUUUCUUUGACCCCAACACCAAGGAGAACCUUACCUACCUGCAGCUGAUUGAAAGGUGCAUUACCGAUCCUGUCACAGGUCUCAGUCUAUUGGUCAUUGUGAAGAAGGGAGAGUUCUACUUCUUUGUCGAUGAGGCCACAAAGCUUAUUCUGAAGUCUACAACAACAACCAAAGCUGGAGGGAAAUACAAAGGGACCACAGUUUCUCUGUGGGAUUUGCUAUACUCCAAAUUCAUCACCGAACAAAAGAGGAGAGACCUUGUGCAACAGUUCAAAGCUGGAACACUCACCAUCGAACAUUUCAUGGAAAUUAUCUUGACCAUCAUUCAGCAGCAAACCACAACAUCGUCAACAACAACAAAAACUGUCAGCACAACUAUCACAGAGACCACUGAAGACAAAAUGUUCAAGGGAAUCAGAAAAGAUGUUACUGUAUCAGAGCUAGUUAAAUCAAAAAUCAUUGAUGAGAAACUCUGCAAGGAUAUUAGUGCUGGAAAGGUCACAGUGGCUGAAGUCAGUGAAAUGGACUCGGUGCGUAAGUACCUUGAAGGAACCAACAGCAUUGCAGGAGUGUACAUCCAGUCCACCAAGGAGACGCUGAGCAUCCAUCAAGCCAAAAGCCGAGGUCUACUGACUCCUGGCACAUCUCUGGUUCUGCUGGAAGCCCAAGCUGCCACUGGAUUUGUCAUUGACCCAGUAAACAACAAGAAACUUUCUGUAGACGAAGCUGUAGCUCAAGGAGUGGUUGGCAAAGAGUGGAAGGAAAAACUCCUUUCAGCAGAAAGAGCAGUUACAGGAUACAAAGAUCCCUACACUGGAAACACAAUUUCGUUGUUCCAGGCCUUGAAGAAAGAUCUAAUUGUAAAGGAUCACGGAAUCCGUCUCCUUGAAGCACAAAUUGCAACAGGAGGAAUCAUUGAUCCGGUUCACAGUCACAGAGUGCCGGUACAAGUGGCAUACCAAAGAGGUUAUUUUGAUGAAGAAAUGAACCAGAUUUUAUCUGAUCCAGAUGAUGACACCAAGGGUUUCUUUGACCCCAACACCAAGGAGAACCUUACCUACCUGCAGCUGAUUGAAAGGUGCAUUACCGAUCCUGUCACAGGUCUCAGUUUGCUACCACUAGAAAAGUAAGUUCAGUCAAUCAUCAUAAACAGAUCUUGGGAUGUAGCAUCAAUUUCAAUUUAAACUUUUGUCCAUACAAUUAAUGAGGCUUCAUUAGUUUUCUCCAGCCCUGGAAUGCUAACACAGUCUGCAAUGGUUAAAUUCCUACGCUUGUCUCAGUCAUAAUUUACAGACGUGAUUAAGAUGUAGCUUUUACACUGUGGGAAAAAUAUUUGUUUAACACACUCUUUAUUCCCAAUAUAUUUACACUUACAAUGUUUUUUUUGUGCCUGUUGCUACCUUAUAACCUUGUGGAUGUAGUUUCAACAAGGGAACACUUUCCCUUUUUUUCCUUUCAUGAAACCAAAUAAAUGGAUGCAAUCUGUA
Molecule: messenger RNA, 16875 nt
Organism: Girardinichthys multiradiatus
Lineage: Eukaryota; Metazoa; Chordata; Actinopteri; Cyprinodontiformes; Goodeidae
Gene: eppk1
Product: epiplakin 1
Biological process (GO): wound healing; intermediate filament bundle assembly
Cellular component (GO): cell junction; cytoplasm; keratin filament
Molecular function (GO): structural molecule activity; keratin filament binding
Source: RefSeq, a predicted model, not a curated record